AUGGCUUCCGCGUUAUCCCCCCGUUUCCAACAAGUCUUUCCGCCUCCCAUGGACGAUGUGUACAUGGAUCAGAUGGAUCUGAAAACCCUCUACCGUUUCUCUUGGACUUGCAAGGAGCUAAACAACCGCGUUUCGGGCUAUAUGCGCCGCGCCUUCCGUCCCAAAAAUUUAUUUGCUCUUAUCUUCAAACCCAAUGAACAUUUGCUGUUUCGUCUUCUCCAGUUCAAGACUGGCCUGGUUAUUUCAGAAUUCCAGAUCUGCUGGGAGAAUCCCGUAUGGAAAACUGAUGGAAGAAUGCUCAUGUGUAUGGCUGCCCAAGUGGGGACAUAUUUCCCAUAA
Psilocybe cubensis is the source of this 339-nucleotide messenger RNA. RefSeq lists its product as uncharacterized. Lineage: Eukaryota; Fungi; Basidiomycota; Agaricomycetes; Agaricales; Agrocybaceae. The coding region runs from base 1 to 339 and encodes 112 amino acids. The record is from RefSeq and is a predicted model, not a curated record. The transcript has 3 exons.